Messenger RNA from Labrus mixtus (cuckoo wrasse), 1298 nucleotides. RefSeq names its product uromodulin-like. Gene Ontology annotation, molecular function: calcium ion binding. Bases 78 to 1298 code for a protein of 406 amino acids. Lineage: Eukaryota; Metazoa; Chordata; Actinopteri; Labriformes; Labridae. Gene Ontology annotation, cellular component: membrane. The transcript has 5 exons. The record is from RefSeq and is a predicted model, not a curated record.
GAUUGUUUGAGCGCAAGGUCUCUUUUUUUCAUCAGCAGAUUAAUACUCUUGAUCAGCCACAAAAGUUAAUAUCGUGGAUGUGGACAAUAAUGACGGUGCCUAGGGGUGUGUUUUUACUCCUGCUUUUACAGUGUUUUACCGUAAAAACAUCAGGAACACGUGUCUCCAGCUGUGAUUCAUGUCACGGUGAAGCCGCCUGCCUCGAGUCUAGAGGAAGAGGCGACAUGUCAAGGCAGAUACUCUCUUGUGUCUGUAACGAUGGUUUUGUAGGUGAUGGCCUCAUGUGUUACAAUAUAAAACUCUGUAGUGACUCUUCUUGCUGUAAAGAAGGUUAUCAGUGGUCACCAGACAGGGGCUGUGUGGACACGGACGAGUGCUCUCUUACAGACUCCCCAUGCAAACUAUCUCAGGUUUGUAGAAACACUCCAGGCUCUUUCGUAUGCUUGGAGCCUUCCCCCAGCUCCAGAUCAGGUCCCUCCUCCCAGUCUGUCCAGUUCAGCUGUGGAUCCACUGUGUGUCCUUCAGGCACAGACUGUGUCAGAAUGAAUGGGACUCUCCAGUGUGCUGACCCCUGCCAGGAGUACACUGUGCUGAAUGAUGACUGGCGCUCAACAAAUAACACGUCCCCCCAGAACCCACGCUGUGACCGAAAUGUUAACUGGCAAGGCUGGUAUCGGCUGUUUCUGGGGCAAACCAGUGCUAAUAUUCCAGAGAGGUGUGUGGCUGAAAACAGUUGUGGAACCAAUGCUCCUCUAUGGAUAAAAACCCCUCAUCCCACACAGUCAGGUCAGAUUGUGAGCCGCACUGUGUGUAACUCAUGGUCAGGAAGCUGCUGUCGUUUCUCCUCACACACCAUCCAUGUCAAGCUCUGCUAUGGAAACUACUUUGUCUACAAACUUGUGCAGCCAAGCACAUGUUCGCUUGCAUACUGUGCAGAGGUGAACGAAGCAACUCCUGAAAAUCCUUCAACCACAGCUGAUCCAAGUACAGCGACCUCUUCUGCCAGUCAGGUCAAUAUCACCUCCACCACAACACCCGACAACAGCUCAGCAGUUGAGGGUGAGGUCUGUCUGGUUAACAGAGGGAACCAGUCCUGCUCUGGCAGAGUAGAGAUCUUCCACCGUGGACAGUGGGGGACGGUGUGUGAUGAUCAAUGGGGCCUGGCUGAUGCUCAGGUGGUGUGCAGACAGAUGGGCUGUGGCAGGGCUCUGUCAGCACCAUCAGUUGCCUAUUUUGGACAGGGCAGUGGACCCAUCUGGAUGGAUGAUGUCCUUUCCCUGGAUGUUCACCGUGAUUAG